Messenger RNA from Galleria mellonella (greater wax moth), 2947 nucleotides. RefSeq lists its product as uncharacterized. The transcript has 2 exons. The record is from RefSeq and is a predicted model, not a curated record. NCBI's taxonomy places the organism in Eukaryota, Metazoa, Arthropoda, Insecta, Lepidoptera, Pyralidae. Bases 818 to 2689 code for a protein of 623 amino acids. Gene Ontology annotation, molecular function: DNA binding; protein dimerization activity.
UCUCAAAUUAGCAUCCAUUUUACUUCCAGUGAUUAUCAACUAAAUUAAUAAUCCACAAAGUAUUAAAUAACGUUUUUAUGAAAUAUUUAGCACAAAAACAAUACCCUUUAAAUAUCGAUCGUCAGUAACUGUGGCUGACUUACCUAUAUUCUAGCAAGCAGGACUGCCAGAUGUGAAGGGGAAAUCCCCAAUAAAUUGUUGCAUGUGACUGAUGAUGUGAGCAUGUUCGUUUCAUAAUAAAAAUGUUGCCAGGUAACCAAAAAGUCGUAUGUUUUUGUGCGAAUUACGAUCAUAAUCUUUACGAUCGUACAUUAAAAAAUAGACAAAUAAUAGUAUGAGUACGAUUUAAAUCGUAUAUCUGUCAACCCUGCUAGCAAGACAGCGACAAAAUCACGUUGCAUAACAAUGUAGCCCAAGCUUAUAUCUUAUGAAAUAUACGGAAGAGAUACGGACUUAGAAAAAACAGAAAUGUUGUUCUUUGUGGAAGUCAUUGAUGAAAUUCUAUGUAUUUUAGCCCGCAAACUUUCUUCAAACAAAAACAGCGCCAUCUAGUAUCGAGUUCUGUAAUUAUCUCUUUGUUUAUGGAUUUGAAGUAAGACCGCCACGCAUGCAAUACAUUAUGACUGGGGAUUCCCCUAUUCGUCGACGCUGAAUAUGAGGCGACGACAAUCACUGUCAAACGUGUUCACUAUUACUCUGACUCUGGUAACGUGACUUCCUGGUAACGUGUUAGGUAGGAAAAGCAGUAAAAAAGUGCAUAUUAAGGGAGCAGAUUUGAAAUAAUAUUUAUACUUAACAAGAAAUAAUUAAAGGUUCAAUGGGGAGACCUAAAGAUUUACGCAUAUGGGAGCACUACCGUACUUUACCAAACAAGUCUGUUUCUUGCAAGCUUUGUAAUAAGGUCUACAAAUUCAGUAAUGCUGCCAAAAUGCUUCAACAUCUUAUCACUUGUCCAAAAUCUCCAGAAACAUUAAAAGACUCUAUGAAACUUAUAAAAGAUAGCUCGUCCAAAACCAAAAUGUCUGGACUGUCAGAGAUAGAGACAAAUGAUUCUUUUAUAAGCCCCUCGUCGUCUGCUAACACUACAAUAAAUGCUGAGUUUCAAGACACCGAUGAUCAUAUAAAAACAGAAUUAGCGAGAGCUAUAUUUGUAACAGGGACGCCAUUAUCGAUGGUGCAACAUCCUUUAUGGAUACAAUUUUUCGAAAAAUUGCAACCAAAAUUUAAAAUACCUUCACGUAAAGCUUUAGCGACAAAAUACUUAGAUAAAAUAUAUAGAGAAAUGCGUUUUGAGUUAAAUGAGGAACUAAAUGCUUGUAGUUACUUACACCUUCAGUGCGAUGGCUGGUCUAAUUUAAGAAAUGAAGGAAUAAUAAACUUUCUUAUAUCAAAACCUCAACCUGCAUACGUUAAAAGUUUGAAUACAGAAAGUAAUCCUCACACUAGUGAAUACCUUAGCCAAGAAGUUGAAAAAGUAAUGAAAGUGUAUGGAGCAAAUAAGUUUCUUGUACUUAUUGGCGAUAACGCUAGAAAUAUACAAAAGGCAUUCGAAUUAACAAAACUCAAAUAUCCACAUGUUGUUCCUCUCGGUUGCUGUGCACAUAUCCUUAACUUGUUGUGCCAAGAUAUUGUAAAGAUACAAGAAGUAACUGUGUUUAUUAUGCAAGCCAUAAAUAUAAUAAAAACUGUUAAAAGGAGUCAACGAUUAAGUUCCUUGUUGAUAAAAUCAAGGCAGGGUGAAGAUUCUACACAAACACUAAAAUUGCCUUGUGCUACAAGAUGGGGAAGUCAUGUUACUUCGUUAAAAAGUUUGAAAGCAAAUAAGAUAGCUUUGCAAAUAUUAACAGUUAGAGAAGAUGUGGUAAUUUCAAGAGAUAUUAAAGAUUUAAUUCUAAGUGAUGAUUUCUGGACGAAGACAGGGGAAUGUAUAAGUAUUUUGGAACCAGUCACUGAAAGCAUAUUUUACUUAGAGAGCGACCAGAAUCGUUUGCAUCGCACAUACAUUACAUUUAGAGAUGUACAAGCUAAGAUACGUUUUGCAUUAAAUGAGAUUUCGACAUUGAGCGAAGAAAGCAAACAGCAGAUUCUAACAUCAGUAUCUUCAAGAUGCAAUAUGGCAAUGAGGCCAAUACAUUUUGCAGCAUAUAUUCUAGACCCCAGGACUCUAGGAGUCGAACUUACUCAAGAGGAAGAACUUAAGGGUAUGGAGUUUAUCUACAAUUUAAGCCAACACUUAAGUUUGUCAAAUGUAAUGGCAGAUUUGGCGUGUUAUAAAGCUAAAGAAAACUUUUGGGCCAGAGGAUUUGUAUGGAGCUCAUUAGAUAGCAUUGAGCCCCUAAUAUGGUGGAAAGGUAUUUGUGGUUCCACUGAGUUAAGCAAAGUAGCGAUUCGUAUUCUAUCAGCUCCCUGUACUUCGGCAGCCACUGAGCGUUCCUUUAGUAUCCAAGGCUACAUACAUAAUAACAAAAGAAAUCGACUUACAACUGAAAGAACUGAAAAAAUUUCAUUCAUUUGUUAUAACUGGAAUCUAAAACAUAAAGCUGAAUGCGAGGACAUUCAGUUUAAUGAAGAAAAUACCUUAGAAGCUUUCAUUGAGCAAGUAAAUGAACAUAACAGUUUAGACGAAAUAGAGCCUAUCGAACCUAUACAAUUCAUCGCUUGUAAUAACUCUGAAUCUGACAGUGAUUGACUGUAGUUUUACAUUUUACUUUCAUCUCUUUCUUAAUAAACUCAAAAUCAAAUUAAAAGUUUUUUAUUCUGUAGGCUGCAUAAUAAUAUUGUCUAUGUCCAGUAUAGUGGACGUCUUGCGGCUGAGAUGACGAUGAUGAAGUACAAAAUCAUAAACACCCAAAAAUUUGGGUGUUUAUGGGGUUUAAACCCAAUAAACCCAAAACACCCGGUUUUUACCCACCAGACUUUAAACCCACCCAGGUGGAUUGCCCAUCUC